UACAACAAACAUGGCCGCUAAAUCGGAUGGAGCAGCCGUGUCUAUGCAGAAUGAGACCCUUCCCCGGUGUCCGGCUGUCGGCCACCAGCGGCAGCCUCCCGCCCGCCAAACCGGGAAGCGCUACUCCCUGCAGGACUGCUGCUGGGUCCUGUGCGCCCUCCUGGUCUUCUUCUCAGACGGGGCCACCGACCUGUGGCUGGCCGCGGACUACUACCUGAGGCGGGACUACUGCUGGUUCGGGCUGACGCUGGUCUUCGUGGUGGUUCCCUCCGUGGUGGUUCAGGUGUUAAGUUUCAGGUGGUUCGUCUACGAUUACUCAGACAUCCCGGGCGGCGGUAACGGAACGGCGGUGGUGGCGGCGACGUCCGGGGCAGAUUGCAAUUUCAGCACCAAGGGCAGCGAACAGCGAGGCGCUGGCUGCGUUGCCGGGUCCCUGCCUGCGACGGGCACCAGGAGCGGUACCCAGAGGUGCUGCAGGGCGUGCAUGUGGCUCUUUCAGUCCCUCAUUCAUAUCCUGCAGUUAGGACAAGUCUGGAGGUAUGUCCAUGCCUUGUACCUGGGCACCCAGAGUCGCUGGCACGGGGACAGUCGUCGGCGGCAUUUUUACUGGCGUAUGAUGUUCGAGAGCGCCGACAUCAACAUGCUGCGUCUGCUGGAGACCUUCCUCAAGAGCGCCCCCCAGUUAGUGUUGCAGCUCAGCAUCAUGGUCCACAGCCAGCAAAUGCACCCGCUGCAGGGCUUAUCUGCCUCUGCUUCUUUGGUGUCUUUGGCCUGGAUGAUUGCAUCAUACCAGAAGGUGCUGCGGGACUCUCGGGACGAUAAGAUGUCGAUGUCCUACAAGGCAGUGGUGGUUCAGAUGCUGUGGCACUUCUUCUCCAUCGGAGCACGCACCAUCGCUUUUGCGCUGUUCGCCUCAGUGUUCCAGCUCUACUUUGGCAUCUUCAUCGUGACACACUGGUGCAUCAUGACCUUCUGGAUCAUCCAGGGGGAGACAGACUUCUGUAUGUCCAAGUGGGAGGAGAUUAUCUACAACAUGGUGGUGGGCAUCAUCUACAUCUUCUGCUGGUUCAAUGUGAAGGAGGGGCAGACCCGCUACCGUAUGUUCAUCUACUACUUCAUCAUUCUGGUGGAGAAUGCGGCACUCACCAUGCUCUGGUACCUGUAUCGUGGGCCACAGGCCUCUGACUUCAGCUCCCUGAUUGUAGUGUGUGUGGUGGUGUGCAGUUUUGCUUUGGGGAUGUUCUUCAUGUUUGUUUAUUAUUGCCUGCUUCACCCCAACGGCCCCAUCUUUGGAGGCCAGUGGAGGGGUGCAGAUGAAGAUUUGGGCGAACCUUUCAUGGUGCUGGCUCCUACCCCGGACGUGGUUACCAGCCCCCCUCGGACACUGCCAAGGACUACAGCACAGGAGCGGGAACAUGGUCCAGGUGACAGAGACAGUUGCCUGUCUGUGUUCCAAGUCCGACCCAGUGUUCCCCCGACCCAGGUCCCCCGAAUCCCACGGACAGAAGGGCCAGUCAUACGUAUAGACCUUCCCAGGAAGAAGUACCCGGCCUGGGAUGCUCACUUCAUCGACCGCAGGUUGCGUAAGACAAUCUUGGUGUUAGAGAACACCUCCCCUGUGACGCCUCGCUUGCAGUACCGCAGUCUUGGCUCCCCAAAGGAAGUGAUGGAGUAUGAAACUACAGUGUAACUCAUCUACCCUUUGGGGUGCCACCCAAACAGUUUGAGAAAGGGGGCUGGUGAAAGACGGCUCGUGUCGAGGGCCUAUCUUUAUCCGGCAACGUUGGCACCUGUGUGAUUUCUGCUUCUCUGCAUCUUGGAUGUUACUGGGACUGGGCUAUGUGUAUGUAUGUGUACUGCAGAGACUAUAUAAGGCAAUGGGACCUAAGAGAACGAUCGGGUGUCUAGUUGAGCUGCAACUACAGACACUGCAAGUAGUUAGGGGAGGAGCUAUAGAACUUUCCACACGGCUGACAGGCUCCACAAAGAGGGUGAGCAAUGACUAUGACACAGCGAUGAUGGUGAUGAUGAUGAUGAUGAUGAUGAUGAUGACAAUGAUUAUAAAAAACCUUUAGCUCAGUAGUGCUUAACAAAUACUGGCCCUGUGAAAUUCACAUAAUUACACCCUUGCAGUAAACGUGAAACGAGAAAAUGGCUUCCUCUUGAUUUGUUUCUGUAUCGUGAGAGAUUUUAUCAUUUUGCGUGUAAGUAUUUAUUUUUAUACUCAAGGUUCACAUCUUUUGAUAUAAUUGAUAUAACUAUACGUAUACUUUUUUUAUUGUGUAGAAUGAUAUAAUAUUUUGUUUAUUGGUUGAUUAAAUUAAUUUUGCCAAAUUCGUAUGCACUGGAUUAUGGCAGAGCAGACAUAAACAGUAUAGGGUAUAUUUUAACUGAAAUGUAGCUGAACGUGAAGUAUAGCAAAAGUUAAGACUGAACAGUCUCAAAAUCACAUAUGAAAUGUCCUCUUUCUGUUAUAACAGAAACAAAAUAAUCACACUUAAUAUAGAAAUGCAGCAGGCUGAGGUGUUGGAUGAGAUCUUAGAAAGCAGGAGUUAGGAAGCCAGCAGUAUUGUCACUUAACAUUGUUACACUGUUGACGACUUAUAACAUUAGUUUAAUGGACUGUCUCACAGUAACUAGAAGUCUAGUUCACAUCACUUUAGCGGACAACAUUGAAUCGUGCUGGUUUUUCUCAGUGAAAUCACAACUGUAGACAACAUGUGACUUGCAAAGCCUUAUGCGCCGAAUUCCUGACCAUGGGCAGACUGUUCCUAAUUACAAGGUAGAAAUUAGAAUACGAAGUUCAUAUUUAAUUAGGAAAGAAUAAACCGUGUUUGUGUGCCUGUUGGUAAAUGUACAUAUGUCAGUCCAUACCUUCUGUUUCCUAGUGCUGUGUAUUGACUGAACUAACACAGCUCUGCGCUCUAAGGGUCCUUUAAAACUAAACGAAUGCAAUAAACCAUGAUUCACUUCGUUUAUGUGGUAGACGCUUUGUGCCAGGAUCCAAGUCACACAUAAAUAUACUGUAUGUGUGAAUGUUGGAACCAAAACCAUAUUGUCCAGGAUUAAAGCCAAGUAAGACAAAGGGUGUGACCAAAGUAGUUUAGGAAAGAUGAAGAAUCAGUGUUCUUGAUACUGUAAAUUAGAGCCAAAUGAAAUUCUCGGGUUUCUGAAGGGUCUGUCCUCUCUGUGUGUCAUUUGUAGCAGUAAAUACCAUGUCUACAAACUUCAAUACAAGCUUGUUAGCGACCCAAGACUUCUCACAGCGAGUAUCCAUCUUUUUGCUGUCAGCACAUGGAAAACAAAGUAGCCCCCCAAAAAAUCAAAGAAAUAUGUACAUAUAAUCGAUAUGUUUGGCAUAUAUUACAAGCAUGACAAUUAUUGCAACUUCAUGUAAAUGUAUUCUACAUUUCACGAGGAACUGUGGUAAUAAUCGGUAUGUGUUGGAUAUGUCAUGCAUAUUAUAUAUUUAAUUCUAUACUUUAUUUCCUUUGCACUAUUCAUAAAUUCUGAGCUCUGUCUUUCAUCCAACAAUACACUCACAGCAGCUUCACCAAACCGCUCCAAUUAUAAGAAACUCAAGGACAGAUUGAUCCUUAAGUACAAGGCAUUGCCACUUUGUAGCAAAUGACUUCUAUUUACAAGCUGCGAGUGGAUAAAAUAACAGAAAACUUUUCGCAACUUACAAAUAUAGAUACAUAGGCAGCCCUAAAAAUCACAACAGCAUGUGCCAACAUUGGGGUUGCAAGUUAAUGCUCACCAAAAGGGUUGGGUGGAAGCUUGGGAAGAUUGUUGGUAACCAUUACGGAAGUGCAACCCCAGAAAUGCCCACAGAACUGAAUCAGCAGCUCUGUGAUCUUGCCACAGCAGAAAUUGUGCAUCAUAAGUUACCCUUUCAUGCCUUUUCCUUGGGUUUGUCAAGGUAUGCAGUCAACCUACAGUAUCUAUUGACACUGGCAAAAACCAGUGUCCUUGUUCUGCACAGGUGUGUAAAGGCCAAGGAAUAUGAGGCUAAUUUACUGAACCUUGUGCACUCUGGUGCAAAUACUGUUCCCUUUACUUUUCCCAUAUUCCUGGAGGAUAAUGAGAAAGUACACACUGCUGAAUGCAUCAAGAGAGGCAUGAAAUGCCCUACAAGGUCUCCUCAAUCAGCAGAUGUAAAAAAUAUAACAUUUAUUAGAAGAUAUGAACACAGACAGGUUAGGACUUACAGUAUAUGACACCAUUCCAGGAAGGAAUGAAGCAGUUCUGGAGCCAGUGGAAGGCCUACUCCCCAUUAGGACCUUGAUAUUAAUACAUUAUUUGGUGUUUUCUUUAUUUUAUCUACCCCCAAUACAUAGAUGUUUACUGUAAGGACACCAUGAUCUCUCAUCCCACUCAACUGGGAACAGAUCUUUCGCAAAUUGACUCUUCUGUUUUAAACAGUAACAGCUGAAUGAAAACAUUGUACUUAUGUUGAGCAUUCUCUUUAGAGAAGGAAACGUUAGCAUUUAUUUGAAGGAUCUGCAGUGAAAACAAUAAAAAAAAAUUCACAAUUGUCAUCAUCAUCAUCAAUAUACUAUUGAAAUAAUAAUGCACCUGGAGGUAUAUUAGAGGUAUAUUCAAAUUAAAGACAAUGCCUGAUAUAAUUUACGAGCAUCUUUACAGAAAAGUACUUAUGGGCUGAAUAUGGUGCUGUCUGAGGCCACUCAGCAUUUGAAAUGAAGUGUGAUCAACAAGCCUUACUUUGUUUUAUACUCAGUAGAAUUCUUCUCAAAGUCCUUUAAAGCAUCCUCUCCACAAUUGUUCCUGCAUGUGCAUUAUGAGCAUCAUAUUCCAUACUGGUGCUGAAUCGUUAAAGAUUUGUAUGUUGAUAAAUGAGUCUCAGUUGUUUCUUGGUUGUAUGUCAACGUAAACAUUCAGCAUCAAUCACAAUAAAAAAGACUUAAAAAAAAAUAUAAAAUGCUGUAAAGCAUUUUAACUUAAGUUAAAGUAUCAC
Brienomyrus brachyistius is the source of this 4978-nucleotide messenger RNA. RefSeq names its product XK-related protein 7-like. The coding region runs from base 11 to 1690 and encodes 559 amino acids. The record is from RefSeq and is a predicted model, not a curated record. Gene Ontology annotation, biological process: phosphatidylserine exposure on apoptotic cell surface; apoptotic process involved in development; engulfment of apoptotic cell. NCBI's taxonomy places the organism in Eukaryota, Metazoa, Chordata, Actinopteri, Osteoglossiformes, Mormyridae. Gene Ontology annotation, cellular component: plasma membrane. The transcript is spliced from 3 exons.